Messenger RNA from Chironomus riparius, 386 nucleotides. NCBI's taxonomy places the organism in Eukaryota, Metazoa, Arthropoda, Insecta, Diptera, Chironomidae. The record is from the annotation of a GenBank genome assembly.
AGUUAUCAUCAAGAAAUUACAGACAAAACAAUGAAUUCAAUUGUGCUUUUCAGCUUAUUUUUUUGGUCUGCGAUUGUUGCAGCAGAGCCUAUAAACAGACCGAUGAUAGGUGGUGUUAGCGUCGUUCAGGAUGAGGCACGUCAAAGAGAACUCGUUGAACUUUUAAAAGAACAUAUCGGAAAAUUAGAGGCUGGAAACUGGGAUAUAGUAGAAAUAUUCAGAGUUGGACAGCAAGUUGUUGCUGGAAUGAAGUACUUCUAUUAUGGAACCUUUAGUGACAGACAUGAUGAGAACAAAAUUUAUGCAUCUACUGUUACACUUUAUAUUCGUCCAUGGGAUCGCUUUGUUGAAAUCAAUAUGAUGGAAAAGAACCACAUCCAAUAAUG